AUGGCAACCACCGAAAGAAAACCACUGAACUUGGUUCUCGGAGCCGGAAACACCCAGAUUGGCGAUGCUUCCAUCGACCCCUCGGCCCGCUUUGAUACCCCGGAUCAGGUGAAUGCUUUCUUAAACGCCUUCUUAGAGCGCGGCUACUACCAGAUCGACACGGCGCGAGGGUAUUCGCCCAGUGCUCCAGGAACCUCGGAACCCCGACUUGGAGCGGUCGCUGCGGGAGCCCGUGCCACCAUCGACACCAAAGUCACUUCCAGAGAGCCCGGCAGCCACACAAAGGCAAAGAUCCUCGAGGAGAUUGACAAGUCCCUCGAGGCCCUGCAGAUCAAACAGAUCAAUGUCGAGUACCUGCAUGCGCCGGACCGGGCCACGCCAUUUGAGGAGGCAUGCGAGGCCAUGGACCAGGCCCACAGGGAGGGCAAAAUCAAGAAAUGGGGCCUCUCGAAUUACAGGGCCGACGAGGUCCAGAGCUUCCUCGAUAUCUGCGAGGCACGAGGCUGGGUCAAGCCCAGCGUCUACCAAGGCCACUACAACGCCGUUGUGCGCGGCAGCGAGAAGCACCUGUUCCCCGUCUUGCGCAAGCACGGCAUCGCCUUUUACGCCUACAGCCCUGCAGGUGGCGGCUUUUUUGCUGGCAACCACAAGAAUCCGGCCGCGGGAGGGCGCUUCGACAAAUCGCAUCUCGUAGGCGGCAUUUACCGCAAUCUCUAUCUCAAGCCUGCCAUCACGGCGGCCACUAACAAGGCCAUCGACUUGGCUGCCCAGCACGGCAUCGGCGGCCACGCAGCGGCGCUUCGCUGGACGGCGCACCACAGUAUCCUGAGCGCCGAGCACGGGGACUCCGUCAUCUUGGGUGCUAGCAGUGUGGAGCAGCUGAAGUCCAACCUCGACAUAGUCGAGCAGGGCCCACUGCCGCAGGACGUCGUAUCUGCGGUCGAGGCAAUCUACGCCGAAGUUGGGGACGAGGUGCCAUACCAUUUUUAG
Colletotrichum higginsianum IMI 349063 is the source of this 990-nucleotide messenger RNA. Its product is annotated as Aflatoxin B1 aldehyde reductase member 2. The coding region runs from base 1 to 990 and encodes 329 amino acids. NCBI's taxonomy places the organism in Eukaryota, Fungi, Ascomycota, Sordariomycetes, Glomerellales, Glomerellaceae. The record is from RefSeq and is a predicted model, not a curated record. Gene Ontology annotation, molecular function: oxidoreductase activity. The transcript has 3 exons.